AUGCGCUUCCGCUCGCGCCACCUUGUCGGGCUGCUGAUCGGUGCGGGCGUCAUCCUCACCAUCUUCCUCACCUCGCCGUUCUACGCAGAAUGGCACGGCUUCAAGGCGAUUAGCGCGAGCCGGAGGCUCCUCGCUAACAGAGCACCAGCGGCCAAACACCCUGUUAUCAUCGUCCAGCAUAUCCCAAAAGGCUCGCUUGCAGUCGCCUCGCGCGCCAGCCACGCCCUUUACGCCAAGGCGUGGGGAUACCGCUACUCUGGGGAUUCGCACAGCUACGUAGAGGACGGCCCGCGGGGAUGUCUGAACAAGGAGCACGUGCUGCGGCGUGUUCUUGCCCGCGAAUUAAGCGCCAAACAGCCGGCGGAAUGGAUUGUUUACUCGGAUGCAGAUUCCAUCGUCUCGGAUCCCGCUGUACCAUUACACGUCCUCCUCCCACCACCAUCCCUCAACGCGCAUUUCGCCUUCGGGGUGGACCCCAACGGCAUCAACGCGGGUGUGUUUGCCAUCCGCGUGUCUCCCCUAGCCCUGGAGUUUGUCGAGACUGUACUCGAUUGGUCGGACACCAACACAAGUCCAUUGAUCUCGGACCAACACUGGAUCGGUCUCACCUUGCGGCGCAACGAGACAUUUGCCAACGCGUUCAUCGAGAUGCACCGUUCCUGGAUGAACGCGUACGUCAUUGACGAUGUGGGCGCCGGCACUUCCUCUCCAUACGGAGAUAAAAAGGAGUCAUGGGCGCCGCAGUGGCAGGUGCAUCUCGUCAACCACUUCAAGCGCAAGUACUCGUGGCGGCCCUUUGUCGAGCGCGCUCUGGCCGUGUACGAACGCGGUGUGGCUGCGGCUGGAGGCAAGGUGGGCAAUGAGGGGGGAAAGGUGUCGCAGGCCGGAGAAGGGAGGAGCCAGAGAGAAAGUCGCCCUGUGGGACUCGAUAUGCUGCCACAGGCGGGUUGGGCACAGGAGACUGCAGACCGCUGGUGGGCUGGUCGACAGACAGGGAUCGUCGGGAUACAUUUCCUCGAUGAGGAGCUCAUGAAGGUUGUGGAUAGGCAUGGGCAGUCACUGCACUCGCUCCACACACCCAACCACUUCGCUUACCCCCAAUCGAACCGAACAGACAUCGCACACGACUAG
This is a messenger RNA of Cutaneotrichosporon cavernicola, 1131 nucleotides long. RefSeq lists its product as uncharacterized. Gene Ontology annotation, cellular component: Golgi membrane. The coding region runs from base 1 to 1131 and encodes 376 amino acids. Gene Ontology annotation, molecular function: glycosyltransferase activity. Lineage: Eukaryota; Fungi; Basidiomycota; Tremellomycetes; Trichosporonales; Trichosporonaceae. The transcript has 4 exons. The record is from RefSeq and is a predicted model, not a curated record. Gene Ontology annotation, biological process: protein N-linked glycosylation.